Colius striatus (speckled mousebird) is the source of this 2483-nucleotide messenger RNA. It is a transcript of the gene RAE1, whose product is annotated as ribonucleic acid export 1. Gene Ontology annotation, biological process: RNA export from nucleus; transcription-dependent tethering of RNA polymerase II gene DNA at nuclear periphery. The coding region runs from base 40 to 1218 and encodes 392 amino acids. The record is from RefSeq and is a predicted model, not a curated record. Gene Ontology annotation, cellular component: nuclear pore. The transcript is spliced from 12 exons. Gene Ontology annotation, molecular function: ubiquitin binding; RNA binding. NCBI's taxonomy places the organism in Eukaryota, Metazoa, Chordata, Aves, Coliiformes, Coliidae.
GGGGCACAGCCGGGGUAACUCCCCAGGCCACGACCAGGGAUGUCUGACAGCGGUGGCAGUGCGGCCGGCUGGGAGGUGUCGGGCAUCCAGCUGCAACCAGAAAUGGCAAGGAUGAGUCUGUUUGGAUCAACGUCAGGGUUUGGUACGGGCGGUACUAGCAUGUUUGGCAGCACGACUGCAGAUAACCAUAAUCCCAUGAAGGAUAUUGAAGUAACAUCUCCACCCGACGACAGCAUAUCAUGUUUAGCGUUUAGUCCGCCAACGUUGCCGGGUAAUUUCCUCAUUGCAGGAUCAUGGGCAAAUGAUGUUCGCUGCUGGGAAGUUCAAGAUAACGGCCAGACAAUCCCAAAGGCUCAGCAGAUGCACACAGGGCCUGUACUGGAUGGCUGCUGGAGUGAUGAUGGGAGUAAAGUAUUUACAGCUUCCUGUGAUAAAACUGCCAAAAUGUGGGAUCUCAACAGUAAUCAAGCUAUUCAGAUUGCACAACAUGAUGCUCCUGUGAAGACUAUCCAUUGGAUUAAAGCACCAAAUUAUAGCUGUGUGAUGACAGGAAGCUGGGAUAAAACUUUGAAGUUCUGGGACACCCGUUCACCAACACCUAUGAUGACAUUGCAGCUCCCUGAAAGAUGUUACUGUGCAGAUGUGGUUCAUCCCAUGGCUGCUGUGGCCACUGCAGAAAGGGGUUUGAUAGUUUAUCAGUUAGAGAAUCAACCUUCUGAAUUUAGAAGAAUAGAAUCUCCUCUUAAACACCAGCAUCGCUGCGUUGCUAUUUUUAAAGACAAAGUGAACAAACCUACUGGAUUUGCCCUUGGAAGUAUUGAAGGCAGAGUAGCUAUUCAUUAUAUCAACCCCCCAAAUCCUGCAAAAGAUAAUUUCACUUUUAAGUGUCAUCGCUCCAAUGGAACAAACACAUCAGCACCUCAGGAUAUCUAUGCUGUAAAUGGGAUAGCAUUUCACCCUGUCCACGGUACUCUUGCAACAGUAGGAUCUGAUGGCAGAUUCAGCUUUUGGGAUAAAGAUGCUCGAACGAAGCUAAAAACAUCAGAACAACUCGACCAGCCAAUAUCUGCUUGUUGUUUCAACCAUAAUGGCAACAUAUUUGCAUAUGCUUCCAGUUAUGACUGGUCAAAGGGUCAUGAAUUUUAUAAUCCCCAAAAGAAAAACUACAUUUUCCUGCGAAAUGCGGCAGAAGAGUUAAAGCCUCGGAAUAAGAAGUAGUGAGUAUGAGUCUGACUUGUGCUCCUCUGCUGGUUUUCUGCCAUUCCUGCCUCUUCUCCACUGCUCUUCUGCCAUUGUGCCCUACAGAUGCAUCACCUUCAGUCAACUUUGGAUCACCAACAUUUGUCAGGGGCUGUACAAAUGACAUUAAAUGUAUUCUGAUUUGCUGGCCGAUGUUUUUUCAGGUUAGAUCUUGCGAUGUGUGUAAGGAAGGACUCGGAUUCAUGUGACUUAAUGUCUGCUCCACAGCAAUAAAGAAAUUGUGGCAAGCUCUUAAAUCUGGGUUAGAUAAUUCCUGCUUAGAAGUGUGACCAUUUGUAUCUAUGGAUUUAUUUUAUUAGUACUACAUUAAAAUAUGUUACUUAUAAUAGUUCUGGAGAAGUUGUAUAAAUACUGUAUUUUUUGUAAGUACUUGAAGAAUUGCAAGUAAUUCUUCUCAAAGGAGACAUGUCAUUAUUCAGGGGCUUCUUUCCUCACUUUCUGACUUUUAAAAUGGAGGUAUUGCCUACUGUAUGCCAGGAAGAAAGGCCUUGCAAAUUGUUUUUCCUCAUUUUUGUUUGGAUUUAGUAGGUAUGUUAAGUGGCAAACAGCAGUGACAGAAACUUGAGACAGAAGAUGGGCACAAUGCAAAUUUUCCUUUAUUCUUUUUCCCUGUACUCCAGUGAUGGACAAGACUUUUGAGCCGACAAUACUCAUGCUUAUUCUAGUCCAAAGGAGAAUGUGUCAGCUGUGCCAAAGGGUAUAUAAUAAUGAGCAAACCAUUAAAGGGUUUGUUUUGUUCAUGACCAAACCAAUGUGUGCAAAAAAUGCUCAAGGCCUAAACUGCUUGAAAUGGACACUUCUAGAGUUAAAAGUUGGUUCUUUUACAUCUCUCUUAACAUGGUUUUUUGUCCCUUAACAGGAGUUUUUGGACGGAAAAAAAGAGUACUCAUUUUUGUACUAACUAGAAAAUAGUGCUGGUGAGUUUGAUCCUGAUAAAAAUGCUGUGAAACAAAACAAAUGAGUCUCUUUCUGACUUAAAUCUACCACUGUUUACUUUUAACUAGCCAGUUGUAUACAUGCCAAAGUUUUUCUUUUCAGAAGUGAAUGCUUAUUAUUCCUAUUCAACUAUUGUUUGUUUGGUAAUGACUAAAUUAAACCGGGGAGCUGCACGCAGAGAAAUACCUGUCAUAUUGUACAAAUUCUGUUGACCUGUCUGUUGUAACACUUCUGGGUAAUGGAUUCUUGCUACGUUUCAAAUAAAAUUUGUACUAAAUGCUUUUUUA